CAACACGGAAGUGACCGUGUGUGUGUUUUGAACACAAGGCGCCAGCAGCUGCUGCUGGUGUGUUAGCCACAUUAGCAGCUAAGUUAGCAACACGCGCAUUUGCUAAUUGACUUUUAGAAGCAGCUGAACAACUUCCGGGUUUUUACCGCCGGGUGCUGAGUGAUGUCCGCGUCCGAGCCGCACCGGCGUCUGGGUCGCAAGCGCGCCCUGCCCCCCUGCCCGAACCCGCUGUUCCUCCGCUGGCUCACCGAGCUCCGGGACCAGGCGCAAGAGAAGGGACUGAAGAUCCAGUACACGUACCAGAAGGCGAUCAACUCUCUGAAUAAAUAUCCGCUGCCUCUGCAAAACGCCAAAGAGGCGAAGAUCCUCCAGAACUUCGGAGACGGGAUCUGCAAAAUACUGGACGACAAACUGCAGCGUCACCUCAGGGAGAACGGUCCAGACGCUCCGAUCCACUCGCUGCCCGAGGGAGCGCCCCCUGCUGGCAGAGCGGACAACAACAGCAACAGCCUGGCUCCAACCAGAAAGACGAAUGCUGCAAGGGAUCCUGGGAAGGAUAAAGGAGGAGGAGGGAGGAGGAAGAAGAGGGAGUACGUGCCUCAGAAGAGGUCGGGGGGUCAUGCUGUUCUCCUCACCCUCUACAGACAGUCACAGAUCCCGGGCAGUAAAGGUUUUAUGUUUAAGAUGGAGCUACAAGACGAAGCUCAGCUGCUCUGCGAUAAAUCGUUUAGUGUUCCUGAUCUGGGCAGCAAGUACACGGCCUGGUCGUCCGUCAGCACGCUGAUCCAGAAGAGCCUGCUGGUGAAGACGCACAACCCUGCAAGAUAUUCUCUUAGUGAAGAGGGUCUGGCUCUGGCCGAGCGACUGGAUGCGGCGGAGCGAGGAUCAGAGGCUCGGGGUGAAGGUUCGCAGGUGCAGGAGGAGGAGGAGGAGGGUGGUCCUGGGGUUGUGGACCUGACGGCUAGUGAUGAAGAAGAGGAGGAGGAGGACAGAACACAUCCCGCAAAGACCGGAGACUCGCAGACGGAGACGGAGACGAAGGUGGACGCGACCGGUUCGGAUCCACAGACGAGCAGGAAGCCAAACGCAGGACUUCUCCUACCGGGAACCUAUGAGAUCGUACUCUGUGUGGACUUCAUUGAAACUACUGGCGGCGGCGGCAGCAGCCACCAGCGGAAGCAGGAGCUGGUCAAAGAGCUCCAGAGGAACGGGGUGAACUUCGACAUCAGGAAGUUGAAUGUGGGAGACUUCCUGUGGACGGCUCGGGAGAAGGUCGCACCUGUUCCAGGUCAGCUGCGAGCCGCCGUCGGCCGAGAGCUGGUCCUCGAUUACGUCAUCGAGAGGAAGAGGAUGGACGAUCUGUGUGGCAGCAUCAUCGACGGACGCUUCCGGGAACAGAAGUUCCGUCUGAAGAGGUGUGGUCUCCGCCGGCCCGUCUACCUGGUGGAGGAGUGCGGGGCGGCGGCCUCACACCUGAGUUUACCUGAGGCCACGCUGCAGCAGGCCAUCGUCAACACACAGGUGGUCGAUGGCUUCUUCGUGAAGAGAGUCCAGGAUGUGAGGGAGUCUGCGGCCUACCUCACCAUCAUGACCCGAUACCUCACCAAACUGUACCAGAACCGUACGCUGGUCUGCCGCUCCAGAGAGCUGGAGGGGGACGGGGCGAGCGACGAGGAGCGAGGGAGCCUCCCGUCCUGCUCCCUCAUGUCGUUUACCGAGUUCAACCACGGAGCUGUGAAAAACAAGAGUCAGACGGUGAGGGAAGUGUUUGCCAGGCAGUUGAUGCAGAUCAGCGGCUUGUCCGGAGACAAGGCAGCGGCGAUACUAGAGAGAUACAGCACCCCCUACAGCCUGCUGUCGGCUUAUGAACAGUGUUCGAGUGAAGCUGAGAAGGAGAAACUCCUCUCUUCCAUCAGAUACGGGAAACUCAACAGGAACCUGGGUCCGGCUCUGAGCAGAACCGUCUGGCAGCUCUACUGUUCACAAGGAGUGCUGACAUAACACACACACACAAAUGUUCCAUCUCAAAAAUGAAACUGAGACAAACUGACUUACUUGAACCUUCGAUAAACACAUCGAAGGUUCAUCGAUGUGUUUAUGUAAAGUUGCUGCUAUAUUUGUUCUUUAAAAAAAAAUGUGAUGAAACCUUGGUAUUAAGAAUGUAACAAUAAAGUUUCUUAUUUUUGAA
This is a messenger RNA of Scophthalmus maximus (turbot), 2188 nucleotides long. RefSeq names its product MUS81 structure-specific endonuclease subunit (gene mus81). The coding region runs from base 163 to 2001 and encodes 612 amino acids. Gene Ontology annotation, biological process: double-strand break repair via break-induced replication; DNA catabolic process; resolution of meiotic recombination intermediates. Gene Ontology annotation, molecular function: DNA binding; 3'-flap endonuclease activity; crossover junction DNA endonuclease activity. The record is from RefSeq and is a predicted model, not a curated record. Lineage: Eukaryota; Metazoa; Chordata; Actinopteri; Pleuronectiformes; Scophthalmidae. Gene Ontology annotation, cellular component: nucleus; Holliday junction resolvase complex. The transcript has 16 exons.